This is a messenger RNA of Anoplopoma fimbria (sablefish), 2308 nucleotides long. RefSeq names its product guanine nucleotide-binding protein G(I)/G(S)/G(O) subunit gamma-4. NCBI's taxonomy places the organism in Eukaryota, Metazoa, Chordata, Actinopteri, Perciformes, Anoplopomatidae. The coding region runs from base 60 to 287 and encodes 75 amino acids. Gene Ontology annotation, cellular component: heterotrimeric G-protein complex. Gene Ontology annotation, molecular function: G-protein beta-subunit binding. Gene Ontology annotation, biological process: G protein-coupled receptor signaling pathway. The record is from RefSeq and is a predicted model, not a curated record. The transcript is spliced from 3 exons.
GGUGGAGUCAACCCGGAAUUCUCCAAAUUGGAAAACCAUUGGCACAUUUCAGGAGCACCAUGAAGGACGGUAUCGCCAACAACAGCACAGCCAGCAUCUCCCAAGCCAGGAAAUCUGUGGAGCAGCUGAAGAUGGAGGCCUGUAUGGAUAGGAUAAAGGUCUCCAAAGCGGCUGCAGACCUGAUGGCAUACUGCGACGCCCACAUACGCGACGACCCCCUUAUCAUGCCAGUCCCCGCCUCCGAGAACCCUUUCCGGGAGAAGAAGUUCUUCUGCACCAUCCUCUGAUGACCUGCCGGUCGAGCUGUAUGGGUGCAGGCAUGGCGUUGCCUGCCUUCUCUGUCUUCACCACACCUGAAGCUACUGGCCAUAGGCGUUGAGUUGAGUUUUGCCAGGUGGACACUCUGUUGUUGGUCAGCUCUGUCCUGGUGGCUGAAGGUUUUGGGGGAGUCAACUACCAAACUGGCAACCCAAUGAGCGUAUCAUGUCUUGUUAAAUAGGUUUGUUAUUGCUUUGUUAUUAGAGAACAGCCUUGCUCAGUGCUUAAUGAGAUGAGAGAUGUUUUUUUUCUUUUAUUGUGCUAGAUCUUAACAUGCCUCAGGAAACAGAAAUUUGCCCAGUGUCUUUGACUUUUUUAAAUUUUUAUUUUCCUUCCCUUUACCUGAAUAAAAAAGCAUUAAUCUUUUUUAUUAUCUUGAACAUAUCUUAAGUUAGUUUUAAUUGCUCUCAGUGCACGUUUGACUAUUUGUAGCUAAAUUUACUGAAAUCUCUACUGAAAUUUGACACUUCCCUCACUAGUGGUUUCUCUUUCAAUUUGCCUCUAGAGUCACAAACAAUUAACCUGCUCGUUUUAGUGCGGCAGUACAGUCAGAUUCAGAUAAGAGCCCAGAAACAGAAACCUUAUCUCGCCUAGAAAAUAAUUUGUUUGUGCCAACUGCUCUGGUAAUAAGAAGGAGAUGGCUGCACAUCAGUUCUGCUGCAAAUAAAUAAAUAUACUCUGUAUUUAUUGAAAGGUGCAGAGCUAAUGUUUCAGCAGUGAGAUGAGUUCCUCAGGGUUAUCAGUGUGUAAACAACCCUUAGGUCAAAAAUGUUUUAUGAAUCUGGACCCUCCUUCUCAGGCCCACUCUAAUGCACUAUAUCCUGGGCACUCCUUUGAUUUACUCAUCAUAUACUUCAUCCACUUCAAAUCAGAGACACUAUUGGUUAAUCCUGAAGCCCCUGACUGGAAUAUUUUUACAAGUCGCAGGACAUCUUUUUUCCUUUAUUUCCUUAACGGUCUCAUUUGUUUUCUGGGCAUGUUUCCUGAGCCUGAUUCUUUUUGCCUAUCCUAGAGUGAAUGGCAAGGCCUUUGACAUUAAUGCCAAACCAGAGGCCUGCAUGUUCCUCCGCUCCUUUUUGACAGCCUCCUCUGUUUCCGAGGGACUGUCAGUCUUUUAGAGUGUACAGUAUGUUACAGUGCCAAUUUCUGUGAGAGCAGUGUGAUCUUCACACUGUGCUCCCGCAGCCUUUUUUCCGUUUGUUUGUUUUUGGAAGAAAAAGCACACUGUCGAAAAAUUUCCUUUACAUGGUAGUUGAAUAGCAUUUGCUAAUUUUUACGAUGAAUUGUUAUGAUCGUUAUUAAUAUUGUUAUUAUCAGUCGUAUUAUUGAUGGUUUGUUGCACAGCACUGACAGCUACAUGACGUGUAGUGCUACUAAGCUUGUAUGAUACUUAGGAGAAAAAAACCAUUUAUAAAUCAUGCAAUUAUUGAUACUAUCUGACUAUUUUUUAAGAAUAACGGUAAGGGUCGGUUUACAUAAUAUAAUAUGAUCCCUUUGGUGGUUGAGGCUUUUUGCAUUAUUGUUUCUGUAAAAUUAAAAGAAAUUUCCUUAUGGUACUUGAACAGCCAUCGCAUUAGGAAUCAAACUGAAAUGGACUGUCACAAGCUAUUUGACUCAAAUUGUUUUCAGGAUAAUUAUUGUCUUUAUUUCCUAAAUCGAAAAACCUGAGACUGACCUCAGGGCGCUCCCACUGACCUCAUCUUAAGGAUUGUGCCAAAUCUGAAACAAGAAAUAUAACGGUUAGAGAUGAAUAUUGCAUGGAUUUAUUUCUAUCUUUAACAGAGAGAACUAUUAUGAUAUGAAAUAUUGCCUCUUCGUUGACUUUCGAAGUGCUACUCUGCACAUAAGAAUCUCCUUGGAGUUCGGAUAUGUCGACAAUGUGCAGCUGUAUUCAUGAAUGGUAUUAUCGUUUUGGUAAAAAAGAAAAUAGCAUUUAAAUAGCAGGCUUUGUAAAUCCUUUGAUGGAUCAAAUGAAUUAAAGGAAAACGGC